AUGAAUUACUGUAUCAUUAUCUUUGCCUUCGCCUCAAACUUUGUACCAAUUAUAGCACAAUCACUGGAAGGAGAGUCGACCCAAUUGUCUGGAUGCCUGCCUUGCUGUAUGAAAGGGGAUGCUGGACCACCAGGCCAACCGGCCCCGGUGACUAAAGUAGCAUUCUCAGCCGGCAGGACAACUCACAUGUAUUCAAAUCCAACACAACAGAUCGUCGUAUUUGAUCACGUGAUUACUAAUCUCGGAAAUGGUUACGACGAGAACACCGGCAUUUUCACCUGUCCCGUUUCUGGUACUUACUUUUUCACUUUCAAUGGGUUGAAAAACUAUGGAAAAAACCUUCACUUGAAACUGAUGAAAAAUAGAGUGGAAAUAGUGUCUGCGCAUUCUGGACAGGGGCUUGGCUCGCUUGGACCAAGCGAGCUGCAACACACGGGAAAUGACGUAAUUAUCCAUUGUGACGAAGGAGAUGGAGUAUGGAUCUGGCUAUCCUACUCUGAUUCAAAUCCAUAUCAAUUGUUCAGUCAUCCAACUCACAAGUACACUAGUUUUUCUGGUUACAUUAUUUUUGUAGAUUAA
Molecule: messenger RNA, 579 nt
Organism: Saccoglossus kowalevskii
Lineage: Eukaryota; Metazoa; Hemichordata; Enteropneusta; Harrimaniidae
Product: complement C1q-like protein 4
Molecular function (GO): protein binding
Source: RefSeq, a predicted model, not a curated record